Molecule: messenger RNA, 4241 nt
Organism: Micropterus salmoides (largemouth bass)
Lineage: Eukaryota; Metazoa; Chordata; Actinopteri; Centrarchiformes; Centrarchidae
Gene: gba2
Product: glucosidase, beta (bile acid) 2
Exons: 18
Coding region: 887-3493 (868 amino acids)
Biological process (GO): carbohydrate metabolic process; glucosylceramide catabolic process; central nervous system development
Cellular component (GO): membrane
Molecular function (GO): beta-glucosidase activity; glucosylceramidase activity
Source: RefSeq, a predicted model, not a curated record
UCAGGCAGUUUACUGAAUUUGACGCCAUUAAACUCGAACAACAAUUAGCUACUCUUAUUUUACUUAAAGUCGCUAGGUUUGUAGCUUUGCUUUGGUUUUAUAUCUACUAAUUGUGUAAAAGCAGGUGGUAUUAGGCAGCCUGACAUACAUUGUUACCUGAGAGACAUAGAUGAGGGCUAUAACUUUUUUUAAAUCAGUAACAAAUGUUAAAAAUUUCCAUAUUGAGCGCCGGGCUAGCAGCAGCUACAGGGGGUUGGCAGAGGUCGCUUUGGAGCAGCAGCAGCAGCAGCAGCAGCAGCAGCAGCAGCAGGAUGACACUAUCACUCCGGUAUCCCCUCUAAAUGACUGAGAUCGGCAACCUCAAUGCUUGUUGUUGCUCUUGAACUGUUAGCUGUCAUCCAUCCAUCCAUUGAUCCAGCCACCGCUGCUGACAACGCAGCCACGUCCGGACUCAGCGCAAAGGGGGUGCUAGUCUGCUAGCUCUAAAAAAACAGGAAUCGAGAGGGGGAUCGUGAACCACACUGCUGCAAACAGUCCCAAAGGAUAUGAACUUCCUGAGAUGUAACUUAGAGGCUAACUGCUCUUGUGGACAGUAAAAACCUUAUAAUGGUAGAAGCACCUCCUACCUGAAGGAACAAUUGUUUACCCCUCAGUUCCUGUCCUACAGGAAUUCAGAGCUAGCCAGUUGAGAACCGGUUUACCCCACAUGAAUGACUACUUAAUACUGACUUUGCGUUACUUAUCCACUCUGUAGCUGCCUCCUCUGUGGUUUUUGCCCCCACAAAGAACUACCUUUGUUGACAAAAGGUGGUGACAACUCCCUAUUUGUAAUCAGUUUCCUGCUCACACUCACUGUCAUCUCCCUAUUGCUGGACAUCCUGCUAAAAUGACUGCAGAGUGGGGUGAGAAAUCCUCAGCGGACCUCAUGAGUAGGUAUGUCUCCAAGGACAUGGGAUACAGAGUGCCCAAGGAGGGUUGGCGCAUCUGUCUGGCACAUGAGUUCAAAGAGAAGAGAAAGCCCUUCCAAGCAAAAGAUGUCUCGCUGUCCAACGUCUUGGAGCACGUUGGCCUUGGAAUCAGGUAUCUAAAAUGGUGGUACAAGAAGACCCAGGUAGAAAAGAAAGCUCCAUUCAUUGACAUGUUUCGUGCCCAACCCCUGCGUCAAAUAUAUGGGGCUCCACUUGGCGGUAUAGGAGGAGGAACCAUCACGAGAGGUUGGCGGGGGGAAUUCUGCAGAUGGCAACUUAACCCUGGGAUGUACCACUACAAAACUAUGACAGCAAACCAGUUCACAGUGUGCUUGCGUCGCGGGGGGCAAACUGUUUACCAGCAGGUGCUAUCUGUAGAGCGUCCUCCCACAUUACAAGGCUGGAACUGGGGCUACUGCGGAGAGUAUGCCUUCUAUCAUGCCUUGUACCCCCGCGCCUGGACAGUCUACCACCUGCCGGGACAGAAUGUCACCUUAACCUGCAGACAGAUUUCCCCAGUCAUCCCCCACGACUACCAGGACUCUAGUCUCCCAGUGGCAGUAUUUGUGUGGGACAUAGAGAACAAGAAUGACUACGCUCUGGACGUCUCCAUCAUGUUCACCAUGGUCAACGGGUCGGGACACAAGGACGACAAGAGCGGGGGACACUGGAAUGAACCAUUCCACCUGGAGAAGGAGGGGGAGGCGGUGUCUGGGGUCUUGCUACAUCACUGUGCUACAGUGAACCCUUACACUCUGUGCAUCGCAGCCCGAGAAAAGCCUGACAGGGAGGUGAGCCACCAGACAGCAUUCAGCCCAAAGGGAACCUGCAGCGGACUGUGGAGUGACCUCCUCAAUGACGGACGACUGGAUUCUCCUACAGGAUCCAGCCCACUGACGGCUAAGGGAGAGAAGGUGGCGGCAGCGUUGGCUGUGGGCUGCUCAGUGCUGGCUCAAAGUCAUAACAGCCUGGAGUUCUGCCUAGCCUGGGACAUGCCAAAAAUCACCUUCGGCUCUAGGGAGAGGGAACACAUCAGGAGAUAUACCCGUUACUUUGGGACCAAAGGGGAUGCGUCCCCCUCGCUAAGUCACUACGCACUAACAAACUACAGACAGUGGGAGAAGAGCAUUGAGGAGUGGCAAAGACCCAUUCUACAGGACAGUUCUCUGCCAUCCUGGUACAAGUCAGCCCUGUUCAACGAGUUGUACUUUGUUGCGGAUGGAGGGACGGUGUGGACGGAGCUACCAGAGGACGCUGAUAUCAGUGGUGGUGUGCGCAGCGAGGACGGGGGGCUGCCAGCUCAGCCUGCGGUCAUCAAGGAGUAUGGCCGUUUUGCAUACUUAGAAGGUCAGGAGUACAGAAUGUACAACACCUAUGAUGUCCACUUCUACGCUUCCUUCGCCCUUAUCAUGCUGUGGCCCAAACUCGCCUUGAGUGUGCAAUAUGAUAUUGCUGGCAGUGUAGUUCAGCAGGACCCAACAGAGAGGCUACAUCUGAUGAGUGGGCGGUAUUCUCCUGUCAAGGCCAAAAAUGUGGUGCCUCACGAUAUAGGAGACCCAGAUGACGAGCCAUGGCAGAGGGUGAAUGCUUACCUCAUCCAUGACACUGCAGACUGGAAGGACCUGAACCUGAAGUUUGUCCUGCAGGUCUACAGAGACUUUCAUCUCACCCAGGACAAUCAGUACCUGCGGGACAUGUGGCCCAUCUGCCAGGCGGUGGUGGAGUCAGAGAUGAAGUUCGACCUGGAUGGAGAUGGACUGAUAGAGAACUCUGGAUAUGCUGACCAGACCUAUGACGGUUGGACGGUGACUGGACCAAGUGCGUACUGUGGUGGGCUGUGGUUGGCGUCCCUAUGUGUGAUGUGUAAGAUGGCCAGGCUGGUGGACAACGAGGACACAUACAAACGUUACAGAGACAUCCUGGACAGGGGCUGUGCUGCUUUUGACAAACUGCUGUGGAACGGCAAGUACUACAACUAUGACAGCAGCGGGAGAGACCUUUCUAAUAGUGUAAUGUCUGACCAGUGUGCUGGCCACUGGUUCCUGAAAGCGUCCGGGCUGGGAGAGGGAGACUACCAGGCUUUUCCAAAAGAUAAAAUCCAGAGCGCACUAAAAUCUGUCUUUGACUUGAAUGUAAUGAGCUUCGCUGGGGGCCAGAUGGGGGCAGUUAAUGGCAUGCGCCCUGAAGGAGUGCCUGACCGGUCCAGUGUCCAGUCAGAUGAGGUCUGGAUUGGAGUAGUGUAUGGACUGGCAGCCACUAUGAUUCAUGAGGGUAUGCAGGAGGAGGGUAUGCGCACGGCAGAGGGUUGCUACCGGACUGUGUGGGAGAGGCUGGGCAUGGCCUUCCAGACUCCUGAAGCCUACUGUGAGAAGGGAAUCUACCGCUCUCUGGCGUACAUGAGGCCGCUGAGCGUCUGGGCCAUGCAGCUAGCCCUGAACACUUCACAGAAGGAUCAGAUCACAUCGGCACAAACUGGAACCACAGAUGGAGAACAAGGACAUGAUCUGAGAGAAAAUCAGAGCUAGGACUUGAGCCAUCAGACGGGUGUGAUUUAGGUACAGUGGGUUCCUCCAAAGAUGACCUUCAAACUCUCCUGCAGCCACCACCCUCAUAUGUAGGGCUCCAUUUGAUCGGUCACAGUCCUUGAAUUUGAUUACCUACCGUUUGUUCUGCCGUUAAUUAUUUAUGGUUGACAAAGUCAGUAGCCACUGUAGAUCAUGGUAUUGUUGGGCAAGAGGUUCUUCAAGAGACUGGAAAUGGUUCCUGAUUCUUAGAAGUUGUGCAGUGUUGGGUUGGUAGCCAGGCAAUGUCAAGAUCAUAUCAAAAACUGACCUUUUGUUUCAGCAACAUAUUGUCUAUUUGCACACACAUACAGACACAUGCGAGCACUACAUUUUACAGUCGUCAAAAAUAAUGUUUGCAUAUUUGGAAAAAGUUUAUAUGCUAUUUGAGGACUGUGUGAUGUAUGUAUUGUCUGCAACAGUUGAGAUUUGAACAAUUUCUUUAUCAGAAAUAUAAAAAAAACAUUAAAGAUUUUCUUUUUCCGCUUAAUAAAUUUGAAUUCUGUAUUAACUAUGUAAUAUGCGAUCAGUAGUGUCGGAAAUUAAGUCUUAAAAAAUUACAUACAGUAUAUAUAGGUUUUCUUUUUUUAAAAUAGCAUUUGGUGCCUUGUUGCAUGUUGGCCAGAUCUACAGUACAUUAAUGUAGUGGCAACCGUGUUUUAAAAUCCAAUACACAUGACAAUCUUGCUGAAUAAAUGAUUAAGAUAAAAAA